Messenger RNA from Fraxinus pennsylvanica, 888 nucleotides. The record is from the annotation of a GenBank genome assembly. NCBI's taxonomy places the organism in Eukaryota, Viridiplantae, Streptophyta, Magnoliopsida, Lamiales, Oleaceae.
AUGCAGAUGCCGGCCCCCAUUCGAUCCCCGACAUGGUUUUCUAGGCGAAGACUUUUCGAACAAAAACUCGCUGACCUCCACAAAUGCAAAGACUUGAAUCAACUGAAGCAAGCCCAUGCUCUUAUAUACAAAUACAAUCUUCAGAGAGACCCUUUUGUUGCGCCAAAACUCGUCUCUGCUCUCUCUUUAUGCCGACAAAUGGCACUAGCCAUUAGUGUUUUUAAUCAAGUAGAGGAUCCAAAUGUUCAUUUGUACAAUACUUUGAUCAGAGCCCAUGUUCAGAAUUCGCAGCCCGCAAAAUCAUUUGAGAUUUAUUGUGAAAUGCAAAAGUCUGGGGUUUUGCCGGAUAAUUUCACCUACCUGUUUCUUUUGAAAGCCUGUUCGGGGAAAGAUUGGUUGAAACUAGUUAGAAUGAUUCAUGCCCAUGUCGAAAAAUGUAGUCUUUAUUCUGAUAUAUUCGUGCCCAAUUCAUUAAUCGAUGCGUACUCUAAGUGUGGAUUGAUGGGUAUUAGAGCAGCCAAGAAAGUGUAUAAUGUAAUGGAGGAUAGGGAUGUGGUUACUCAUAAUUCGAUGAUUAGUGGGUUAAUGAAAGCUGGAGAGUUGACGGAGGCAAAAAAGGUGUUUGAUGAAAUGCCUGAGAGAGAUAGGGUGAGCUGGAACACUAUUUUGGACGGGUAUGUAAAGGCCGGGAAGAUGGAUGUCGCAAUCGAGCUGUUUGAAAAAAUUCCCUCGAGGGAUGUCGUCUCAUGGUCUACACUGAUUUCGGUCUUUACAAAGCAGCAGACGCUCUCAAGUGUGGAGCAGAAAGUCAUUGCAUGCACUUUUCUCCACCAUCCUUUUCCAAGGUUUGAAUCAGCUGUUACUCCACUCCUACUGAAGGGGAAUUGA